AUGGUCGUCUACUCCUUUUACAUCUUUGACCGGCACACCGAAUGCAUCUACACCAAAUCUUGGCUGCCGGCGCCCCGGCCGUCGUCGGCCACGUCCUCGACCGUCAUCCACACGCAAUCCUCGGCCAGCGCGACGACGGCCUCGGACAACGCCAAGCUCGUCUUCGGCACCGUCUUCUCCCUCCGAAACAUGGUCCGCAAGCUCGGCGGCGAUGACGACGCCUUCAUCAGCUACCGGACGGGCCAGUACAAGCUCCAUUUCUACGAGACGCCCGCCAACCUACGAUUCGUCCUCCUCACCGACACGGCGAGCGCGAGCAUGCGCAACGUCCUGCACCAGAUAUACAUUAACCUCUGGGUCGAAUACGUCGUCAAGAAUCCCCUCGCGCCGGUGGAGCACAAGGGCGGCGACGGUGUCAAGAAUGAACUCUUUGAGCUCGGGCUGGACCAGUUCAUCCGAGGGCUGCUGUGA
This is a messenger RNA of Drechmeria coniospora, 471 nucleotides long. RefSeq lists its product as uncharacterized. The transcript has 3 exons. Gene Ontology annotation, biological process: endoplasmic reticulum to Golgi vesicle-mediated transport. The coding region runs from base 1 to 471 and encodes 156 amino acids. The record is from RefSeq and is a predicted model, not a curated record. NCBI's taxonomy places the organism in Eukaryota, Fungi, Ascomycota, Sordariomycetes, Hypocreales, Ophiocordycipitaceae. Gene Ontology annotation, cellular component: TRAPP complex.